Molecule: messenger RNA, 1525 nt
Organism: Thermothelomyces thermophilus ATCC 42464
Lineage: Eukaryota; Fungi; Ascomycota; Sordariomycetes; Sordariales; Chaetomiaceae
Exons: 6
Coding region: 71-463 (130 amino acids)
Biological process (GO): translation
Cellular component (GO): mitochondrial large ribosomal subunit; ribosome
Molecular function (GO): structural constituent of ribosome; large ribosomal subunit rRNA binding
Source: RefSeq, a predicted model, not a curated record
CACGUCUCAAGUUGCAGAGCUCAAUAUCAGUCGUUGCAAGCGCCGCGCUUUCAGACAGUGACUGGUCAAAAUGAUUCAGCUAAAGACGAUGCUUAAUUGCAUCGACAACUCCGGGGCGGCCAUUGUCGAAUGUGCCAUGGUUGUCGGGCAGAAGAGACACGCCUCUAUUGGCGACAGGAUUGUGGUGGUCGUUCAGAAACAGAGAGGAGCCCAAGCGGAGGGCAUGGCCGGAACUUCUGGUGCCAAGGUCAAGCGCGGCGACAUCCGGCAUGCGGUCGUGGUGCGAACAAAACAAAGGGUGCAACGACGGGACGGCAGUGUGAUUCGCUUUGACGACAAUGCUUGCGUUCUCAUCAACAAGUCCGGCGACCCGAUCGGCUCCCGAAUCAACGGCGUCGUGGGACAGGAGCUGAGAAAGAAGAAGUGGAGCAGGAUUCUCAGCAUGGCACCCAUGCAGGCAUAACUCUUCGAAGGGAUUGGGAGGUAAUUGGGCUUGCGGCGGUACGCUGUUGAACCAGCUUGAUGUUAUGCUGCAUCCUAGGCUGGCGCCGCCGGGCAAACGGAGAGCAAGUGUAUUGACGGCGGCAGCGUGUCACGCUAGGGUUAACCGUUAAGCAGUGGCAUUUGGAUGGCGUUACUCGGGAUGUGUAUACUACUUGUACAAAAGUAAACGGUAAAUAGGUAGACUUGUUGAUUCGAUUCCGUCCAGCAACUCGCAAUCCAUCAAAUACAUGAAUUGACCAUAGUGUAAAACGCUGCGCCGCCUCCAAAGCCGGUGACCUCUAUCGCUAAACGCCAAAGUGUGCCGAUGCCUUUUGAUGAAUAAUGAUGGGAAACUUGACCCCAAAAAAGACCAACGGCCUAUUGAAAGAUGUUGCCGCACUCACAGCAGACAUAGAAAAGUUUCAUUCCCGUCUCGGCGCUGCGCUGUUGCGAUUGAAAGAAAACCGCCUCGUCAUGUUGACAAGCCGGGCAGCUUCUCUUAGCCCUUGGCAACGUAGGAUCGCUGCCGACGUCCUGCGUCACGCCGGCCGUCUCGCCGACGGCGUUGUUCAUGGUGUUGCGGAAGAUGCACGACGAGGUGGCCUCCUCUGAGAAAUUGCAAGUGCGACACGUGAACAUGAGCUUGCGCUCGACCUCGUCCUCCUUGGGGUAUAGCAUGUUGCUACACUCGGAGCAGAAGCGGAAUGUAAUCUGCUCAACCGGCUUUUUGCGGUCGCUAGCGGUGGCCGAGGGAGAGGACAUCGUUGGUGUGGUGGCAAGACGGCCCCUCUUCUCUUCGAAACUGACCUGACCUGUGCUACAAGUAUGGCACGACACAGCUGGGGAAGAUAGAGAUUCAGUUCCGAUUCAGUACUGGUCGGGCGCUCUGCUGGGGGCGACAACAGAAAUAGAUGCGUGGCCGGAAGUCGAUGAUUGAGCUGUUAGAGAGAAGUGGCCGAUGGGGAAGGAGUCGCUUGGGAUGAUGAUGGUACGUGCGGGACCGUAAGAACGCUGCGAGACGAUGCUUAAAGCAGCAGCAGAC